AUGCCUUCGGUAUCGCUGAAUGACGAAGAGGCGGCGUUGGUAGCGCCUCUGCCUCAUGCACUCAUUGAAUUUCUCGCCAAGGAACCCAAGAAUACUUUGACUCGCUUAUACCAACGACCGUCUUCAUGCCUUGCAAUAUUUCGGCUUCUUUCCCCCCUGGAACGCCAAAUUGUUAUGAAUCUUUUGUGGCUAGAAUCAGCAAUACCUCCCUCGACCAUGGCGGCAUGGGUAGUCCGUGAACAUAAAAAACUGUAUGAUGACGCUAUGGAGGCCCUGACGGACCUCAACAUCUUGCCCAACUCUAUUGUGAAACUAGCAUUGAACGCGACAUUCAAGACCAGUUUUAGACAAGCGAUAACAGGCGGAGGUGCCAGUGGUAGUUUUGGCGUGCCAGCGGAGAAGGACGAUAAACGGCCACCCUUUGACGUCGAUUCUCUUGACGGAUACGCCUUAGAGCGCUGGGAGACUAUUCUUCAUUACAUGGUGUCCUCUGGUAGCGGCCAGAACCCUGCUUCGCCUUCACCCGGUGUCCUCUAUUUGUUGCAAAGCAGCGGUCUCAUGGCAUCUCAACAAGGUGCCGCGCUUCGUAUUACAUCGAAGGGUUUCCAGUUCCUCCUUUACCCCCCUCACGCUCAGCUCUGGCACCUAUUACUGCAGUAUCUAGAAAUGGCUGGUCAACGACACAUGGACCUGGUCGAAGUCCUGAGUUUCUUAUUUAUGUUGUCGACCAUGGAGCUCGGCCGAGAAUACUCGAUUGAGAAUCUUUCUCAGACCCAAAAGGCCAUGCUCGAAGACCUUCGGGACUAUGGCCUCCUGUGGCAGCGUAAGCCUUCAUCUCGGCGCUUCAGCCCCACACGCCUCGCGACCACCCUAACAUCAUCUUCUCCUCCACUGCCUACGUCUGCUGGAACAAGCUCCGGUCCCAAGGAUGGUUUUAUUGUGCUUGAGACCAAUUAUCGCGUCUAUGCAUACACAGAUAAUCCCUUGCAAAUUGCCGUUCUUAACCUUUUCGUAUCCCUGAAAUACCGGUUUCCUAACCUUGUGGUCGGGUCUAUCACUCGUGAAAGUGUUAAGAAAGCUCUUACGAACGGCAUUUCCGCAGAUCAGAUCAUCAGCUACCUGGUGACACAUGCGCAUCCCCAGAUGCGCAAAAAUGUACCUUCCAGUUUCCCAAACCCACUACUUCCUGUGACGGUACAAGAUCAAAUCCGCUUAUGGGAGUUGGAAAAAAAUAGGCUUAAGUCUCAAGAAGGAUGUUUGUAUACAUCUUUCACGUCUCAAGCAGAUUACGAGCUCGUCCUGAAAUACGCUAAGCAGCUCGAUGUCGUACUAUGGGAGAACGCUGCCAAACGAUGCUUUUUCGGCAGCUUGGAGGGGCACGCCAAUAUCCGUGAAUUUAUUGAAAGAAGAAAACAGAGCCAGAUGGAUAGUUGA
Molecule: messenger RNA, 1434 nt
Organism: Guyanagaster necrorhizus
Lineage: Eukaryota; Fungi; Basidiomycota; Agaricomycetes; Agaricales; Physalacriaceae
Product: transcription factor Tfb2
Exons: 13
Coding region: 1-1434 (477 amino acids)
Biological process (GO): nucleotide-excision repair
Cellular component (GO): transcription factor TFIIH core complex; transcription factor TFIIH holo complex
Molecular function (GO): ATPase activator activity; double-stranded DNA binding
Source: RefSeq, a predicted model, not a curated record